Molecule: messenger RNA, 1583 nt
Organism: Ilyonectria robusta
Lineage: Eukaryota; Fungi; Ascomycota; Sordariomycetes; Hypocreales; Nectriaceae
Exons: 2
Coding region: 107-1180 (357 amino acids)
Source: RefSeq, a predicted model, not a curated record
CAUCACUCCAACUCCAGCCUCCACAACAACAACAACACUUGAAUCAACUCUCGUCCAUCCUCCCCCCUGCCGCUACAUUCUUUCCCUCCCCACUUCCACUUUCAACAUGGCGUGGUUCGAUGAUUCAUGGGAUGUCCAAGAGUCCGACGUCGGUUCAGUCGAGAAAUACGGAGAUGCCGUCAAAGAAGCAAUCGCUCUCUUGGCCAAGUUCAAGUCUGAAGCCAAGACUGUUCACGAUCUCUUGAAACACCUCUCAGAAGCGGCCGGCGAGAUUGAGACUUUGGAGAAGCAACUUGCCGCUGCCAAUGAGACCAUCAGCCAACUGAAGGAGGCCCCCGAGGAGGCCGAGGCCGAGACACCGGCUGAAGCUGUCGUCGAUACGCCUGUUGAGGAGCCCGCUGAAGCCGCACCUCCUGCAGAAGAGGAGGAUAAGCCUGUUGAGGCAACACCCCCUGCAGAGGAGGAGGAUAAGCCUGCCGAAGCCGCACCAUCUGCAGAAGAGGACAAGUCCACCGACGCAACAUCCGCCUCAGAGGACGACAAGUCUGCGGAAGCCGCACCUCCUGCAGAGGAGGAUAAGGCACCGGUAGAGGCUAUUGUUGAUACGCCAACUGAAGCUGUUGUCGAGGCCGCCGAAGUCGAACCCGAGGCUCCGAAGGAGAGUGACGAGGAGAGUGACAAGGCCGUCGAAAUUAAACCCCCAGCGGAGGCGACCGUUGAGGUUGCCGAAAUCAAGCCCGAAGCCCCGAAGGAUAGUGAGGAGGCUGCCGAAGUCGAACCCGAGGCUCCGAAGGAUAGUGAGGAGGCUGCCGAAGUCGAACCCGAGGCUCCGAAGGAGAGUGACAAAGCUGCCGUCGUCGAACCGGAGGUGACUAAGGAAAGUAACAAAACCGUUGAAGUUGUCGAACCCGAGGCGGCUAAGGAGAGUGAGCCCGACGCUCCUGAGAAGAUUAUUGAGCCGGCGGCUCCUAAGGAGACUGAGCCCGAGGCGGCCAAGGAGAUUGAGAAAGCUGCCGGCGUUGAACCUCUGGCCGCGGAGACUGUCGAGGCCGCUGAAGUUGCACCUGAGGAAUUUGUGAAGGUUGAGAAGCCGACCGAGAGUGAAAACACUGAGGCCCCUAUCGAAGUUGAGAAGCCUGCUGAGGUUGAGCCCAAGGCGACGGAGCCCGAGGUGAAGUAAAGUAGUUUGCUGAGCAAACUCACACCAAGCGGUUGCCCUUAAACAAUUAAGGAACAUCCAGUGGUGUUGUUCGCAUCAAUGGUGGCUCUUGGGGACUGGCCAAGAUCACCAGCCCAGUCUUAUCUCAACGUCUGUUGGACGACGCCAAAACAAGGUUUUGGGUCUUGGACGAGUUUACGAUUCACGAUAUGGAGGCCAGUUCGCAUAACGGUCUGACGGUUGCUAGUCGAAGGCAGAAAAGGGUCCUGGUAGAUCCAUGGUCUAGCUUAGAGGCGAGUCUGGGGACUUUGACUACGGCUCUUCGAGCGUUUGUGUGAUUUGGUUGAGGAGGAUAGGUGCCCAAAAUGUUGUACUAGAUACCAUAGCUCCCCAAAUUUUGUCUCGUGGUUUUUUUUUUUUAUGA